Molecule: messenger RNA, 1335 nt
Organism: Acaulospora morrowiae
Lineage: Eukaryota; Fungi; Glomeromycota; Glomeromycetes; Diversisporales; Acaulosporaceae
Source: the annotation of a GenBank genome assembly
AUGAAUAACAUGAUCUGUCCACACCUUCCAGACGAUUGUGUGAUCGAAAUCUUGGAACAUAUUUAUAUCGAAACCGCAAAUCUCUAUCCUAAAACACUCCAUAAUUGUAUAUUAAUCAAUAAACGUUGGUCGAAAUUAGCCGUGCCAUUAUUGUGGAGAUACCCUUGGCAAUGGCGUGGUAGAUUCCGGGCAAGUUCAGUAUUUUGGACGGCGAUAAUUAGGACUAUUGUGUCUUGUCUCCCCAAAGAAGUUAAAUCAAUUUUGUUCUUAUACCCUCCCAGUCAACCCCGUCCAAUGUUUGAUUACGUAACAUACUGUCAGCAUAUAUCAGACACAGUUAUAGCAUCAAUUAUUGAUGGAUUACUAUUUGGAAUUGAUGAGUCUAUAGUAAUCAAGGCAAGCAUUGCCGUGUUUAAUAGAGAACUUUGGAAGUUUUUCUUAAGCAAAUGUUCAUCCAUCAAGCUUUUGGAACUUCCAUGUAUUUCGAUUAGCAAAUAUCCUGGGGCAAUUAAAUGCUUAGAGUCUUUGACGGAGCUUGAAUGUUGGACUUUUAAAUCACCAAGCCUAUUUAAAGAAUUGGCACUCAUUUGUCACAAUAUUCAGUAUCUAUGUAUAUCAUGUGAUGAGGAUAACUGUGGAUUGGCAGCACUUAUCACUUCUCAGAAAAGACUGGUUGAAGUGACAUGUAUAUCAAUGAAUGGCAGCAUAUGCGUAGAAAUAGGACAGGCUUUGGCAGCACAAGUUCAUUUAGAAACAUUAAAUAUUCAAAAUAGUCUCAGCUUUUCUUCGGCUGUGUUUAAUUCCUUUGUCAAACUUUCGGAACUAAAUAUUACUCUCGAUGGUGAUACUCACUAUGACUUAAAUCCUUUGAAGUCGGUGACACUACCCAACCUACAGAAUUUAUAUAUAAUGUGUAACGAUGAUUAUCCGCCCUUGGAUAUUUACGCCGGAUUGAUUGAAAGAACUCAAGGGAAAUUGAAAAAAGUUGAAAUAGUAUCGUCUCAUUAUCUUCAAAAGACGGAAUGCUUCUCGCUGUUCAUUAAAGCAAUUUCGAGAUCCUGCCUGGAACUUAAAGUUGUUUCCAUUUACUACACGGAAGAAGUCGUUGUAGAAUUACUUAACUUGAUUAGAACUUGUGAAUGUCUAGAAGAGAUUACAAUUAGUGGAAGAAAGUUAGGAGGCGAACAUGAUAAAGCUCCUCUAGUCAAACCUGUAUUCGACAUAUUGUUGAAUUAUGGAUCGCAAAAAUUACAGAAGUUAACAUUACUUGAUGAAUGGAAUUAUUCACAAGAAGAAGUUAAAGAAUUUUUGGAGUCUUGGAAAGAUCCAAUGUAA